Messenger RNA from Ahaetulla prasina, 7495 nucleotides. It is a transcript of the gene MTSS2, whose product is annotated as MTSS I-BAR domain containing 2. The record is from RefSeq and is a predicted model, not a curated record. Gene Ontology annotation, molecular function: phospholipid binding; actin binding. The transcript has 14 exons. Lineage: Eukaryota; Metazoa; Chordata; Lepidosauria; Squamata; Colubridae. Bases 436 to 2616 code for a protein of 726 amino acids. Gene Ontology annotation, biological process: plasma membrane organization; cell projection assembly. Gene Ontology annotation, cellular component: actin cytoskeleton; cytoplasmic side of plasma membrane.
CCCAGCCACCUUAGCCCGCCAGCAGCGGCUCUCCGCGAGACCGAGUAGCGUCCACCAUCUCCCGCCCAGUAGACCCUUCGGGGCUCCCGAGCCGCGCUCCCUCCCGGGCGCCUCUUGUCUCCGCAGCCCCGGGCCGAGCGCGCCGUCCGAGUUCCCGGGGCUCCGGCUGAGACGCGACGGAGGGCGGGGGGGGGGCGCCCCUCCUCGCCCACGUGACUGGAGCGCGCCCCCUCCCCGCGCCGGCAUCCGAGGCGCGCGCCCGUCCCCCGCAGCCCAUGGCCCGCCGCUGCCGCCUCCCCCGCGCAUCGCCCUCGCCGGCCCCGCCAGCCGCCCCGGCCGAGAAGUGACCGAGCGGGCGCGCCGCCGCCGCCGCCGCCGCAGAGCCUCGCCUGACGCGUCGCAACAGCGCAGCGGAAGGGAACGGAGCGGGCGGGCAUGGAGGCGGCGGAGAAGGAGUGCGGGGCGCUGGGCGGCCUCUUCCAGGCCAUCGUCAACGACAUGAAGAGCUCCUACCCUGUCUGGGAAGAUUUCAACUCGAAAGCCACGAAGCUCCACUCCCAGCUGCGGACCACCAUAUUGGCUGCAGUGGCUUUCCUGGAGGCCUUCCAGAGAGUGGCAGACAUGGCCACCAACACCAGAGGAGCCACAAGGGAUAUCGGAUCGGCACUGACCCGGAUGUGCAUGCGCCACCGCAGCAUCGAGACCAAGCUGAGGCACUUCACCAACGCCCUCAUGGAGAGCCUGAUCAGCCCCCUGCAGGAGAGGAUAGAGGACUGGAAGAAGACUGCCAACCAGCUCGACAAGGACCAUGCAAAAGAGUACAAACGAGCCCGCCAUGAGAUAAAGAAGAAGUCUUCUGACACACUGAAACUUCAGAAGAAAGCCCGCAAAGGCAGGGGGGACCUGCAGCCUCAGCUGGACAAUGCCCUGCAGGAUGUGAACGACCUGUACCUCCUGCUGGAGGAGACGGAGAAGCAAGCAGUCCGCAAGGCCCUGGUGGAGGAACGGGGGAGGUUCUGCACCUUCAUCGCAUUCCUGCAGCCGGUGGUGAACGGAGAGAUCACCAUGCUGGGAGAGAUCACCCACCUUCAGGGCAUCAUUGAUGACCUAGUGAUGCUGACAGCAGAUCCACAUAAACUGCCAACAGCCAGUGAGCAGGUGAUCAAAGAUCUGAAGGGUUCCGAUUACAGCUGGUCUUACCAAACCCCUCCCUCCUCCCCUAGCAGCUCAGGAUCCCGCAAAUCCAGCAUGUGCAGUGUGGCACAACCGGUAAAUGCCAACACCCGCCUGUCAAGUGUUUCAUCACACGACUCGGGCUUCAUCUCGCAGGAUGCCAUGUUUUCCAAGCCUCCUUCGCCGAUGCCCUUGGACAUCACCAGCCAGAAGUCCUCCAGCUCUGCAUCGUCCGAAGCCUCUGAAACUUGCCAAUCUGUUAGUGAAUGCAACUCCCCAACCUCGGUUAGUUCUGACUCUGCUACUGGAUUCUAUUCAAGUGGCCACAAGGAUUGGUCCAAGCUCCCCAUCUAUGAGCAGCUGGGGGCAAAUGCUCUGCAGCGCAGAAAGGAUCGUGUGGAGCUUCUCCGGGAGGCAGAACCAGGCUCGGCCUCCCUGAUUUAUCCAGGGCUUGGCUUGGAGGAUGGUCCUCGGCCUCGCCUGUCCCCUGCUUCCAUUGCUGCCAAGCAGCAUGGGGAGGAGGUGUCUCCAGCAGCCAGUGACCUGGCCAUGGUGCUGACCCAUGGCCUGAGCCUGGAGCACCAGAAGAGCAGCCGGGAUAGCCUGCAGUUCUCCAGUGGCUAUAGCACCCAGAACACCACCCCAUCCUGCUCUGAGGACACCAUUCCCUCUCAAGGUUCAGAGUAUGACUGCUAUUCAGUGAAUGGGGACAUCGAGGGAGACAACCAGAAUGAAUCAGACAAAUCCUCAACCAUCCCUCGCAACAGCAAUAUUGCUCAAAAUUAUCGGCGGAUGAUCCAGACCAAGCGACCGGCUUCAACGGCCGGCCUGCCCAUUGGCACCGCCUUGCCAACCGGGACCACGCCAGGCGUGGCUACCAUCCGUCGCACACCUUCCACCAAGCCCACAGUUCGUCGAACCGUCUCCAGCGCUGGUCCAAUUCCCAUCAGGCCCCCCAUCGUCCCCGUCAAGACCCCCACUGUGCCUGACUCGCCCAGUCACGCCAGCCCCCUCCGGAUGGGCAGCGAUGAAUGUGUCUUCUACGCCGACGAUGCCUGCUCGCCGCGUGGCCUGGACUUCACCAAACCUUCCCCCAAGAGGCUGAGCCUGCCCAAUGCCAGCUGGGGCGGCAAUGCCUUGGAGAUUUCAGUGUAUGCCGGGGCUGGGAAGCCUUCCACAGAAGAGGAGCAGCAGCUGGCCGCCAACCGCCACAGCCUUGUGGAAAAGAUUGGUGAGCUGGUGGCCAGCGCUCAUGCCCUGGGAGAUGGCCAGUUCCCUUUCCCCACGGUGUUCUCGGACCCUGGUCCUGAGGAGCAGACCCCCAACCCCCCUCCACCCGCUUCCAGCGAGCCCCCCGCUGAAGACAUGCUGGUAGCCAUCCGCCGUGGGGUGCGCCUUCGUCGAACCCUAACCAACGAUAGGUCAGCGCCACGGUUUUUGUGAUUGCUCUGCUCAGCUGUUGACCCGGACUCCUCCCAAGCGCAAGGCGCUCGGACUCAGCAAAGGACUGGAAAACGUGGUGGAGGCUGGGCAAACUGCCAAAAGGCUGCCACGCCUCCCACGGUCAGGAUCUGAGUUAAAAGGAGACUAAAUGAAAUGCCUUUAUUAAGCCACACACAAGACCCCCGCUUAUCCGGAACCAUUUUGGAGCCUGUUUCCUACCUUGUCCUCCUGUCCCUUGUACACUCUCUCUCUCUGCCCUCCACUGCAGCAAGGUGGGAAACCAGCACCUGGCUCCCCUUCCAGCUUGGAGCAGCAGCGGAGGAACCCCCACACAAAACAGAGCUUGUUUCCCUUCUGUUCGUCUCCUCCUUGCAAGUAUUGGCUCCUCCAAGGACCUUGCAAGAUGGAGGAGUCUCGAAAGCCAACCCUUCCUGAGGUGUGUGUGGACUGUGGGCUGUGCGAGGGGCGGGACCCCCUCCCUGAAGAUGGCUUUCUCUCGGGAGGGGCUCCCUUCUAGUUGAGGGGGUCUCUCCGGUGAGACUGCCUCAGGGAGGGGACUGACUCUCCUUGGAAGGGUGCCUCCUUCCUUGCCCAGCCCAGCCCUCAUGCCUGGCUUGAGCUUCACAGAGGCCUCCCUGGGGCAGGAUGGGUACGGCAAGCAGCGUGCUCUGACACACGAUUUAGAGCAUGGUUUGCAUGGAGGCACAUGGGCACAAUGACACCCCCCGAGGCUUUUCUGUGGCAGAAUGCCUAUUGAGAAAGAUGGUAGAGAUUAGGCCAGGUACAGACAUGGCAGCUGUGCCAGGUACUGCCUCAGGCGGGCGUGGGCUUCACAGGCCUUUCCCUGAAGGGGAGUGAGGGAGCUAGGGUGGGGCAUCUUGAACACAGCACUUACCCCAAGCCAUCUAAAGGCCCCGGGUCCCCUGGAUUUGGGGUGUAAAGGAGGCUGGUCUGAGAGAGCACCAGGGUAGCCGCCCAUGGGCAGGUUCCUCUUGUCUCAGACCAAUCUGGACUCUUGACCAACCGAACAAAAAGGGAGCCAGGAGAUGCUCCUUUGGCUGAUGCUUUGGGGGAAUGGUUUGAACAGAGCAAAAGCCCUCAGCUCUGUGACCACCACGACUGGUCUGGCAGAUCACCGUGACUGAUGCCUUUGGUUUGACAUGCUAGUGCUGGCUGGGCUCACAAGCUCCACGAAGCCAGUCUUGGUUGGCUUGAUUUCAGCUCCACAUGAUGUGCAAGGCCAUCUGUGGCACUCUCAGAAUCCUCUUGCACAAAGCUGAGCCACAUGGCCAGGCUCUCUUGGAAGAGCCCAAGCGAUGCUGAAGCUGCACCAGAGAGGGGGAGAACCGCCAAAACACAAAGUCCUGAAGAGGGACUUUCAGAAACGGCUCUGCUCUCCCCUUUUGGGAACCCACAGCAGUUCCACGGUGGGAUGGUUUUGACGGCCAAGGACAGAAGCGGCGAGUUGAGCCGUGGCCCUGGCUUGCUUAGCUUCGCCCCAGUGGCCUGAGCCAUUGACCUGCCUUGGAGUGAGAGCCCAGGGCCUUCAUUGCGCCUCUUCUUGGCCUCUGCCUGUGCUGGGGUUGCUUUUGUGGCAGCUGUGCCAGGGCUGUCUUGCCUCGCUCACUUCUCCACUUUGUUCAUUCUUGUCUCACCAAACUCUUCUGCACUUUCAUUCCCCAGAACGCUUUGUGUCAAAGAAGCUUGCCUCGGCAUAUAGUCCUGACCAGUUUUGUUUACAGAUGUGGAAUCUGCCUAUUUUUGUAGUUGGCAGGAAGAUUUUUAGCGGGGAUGUUGGCAAAAAUGAUGCCAACGUAGCCAUAAUGCAUUUAUUCACAGCUGGCAUGAGAUGCAGCUUUUCCAUGGUCUGGAAUGAGAUGUGAAGGCUCUUCUCCCAAAUGCUGAUAUGGUGAACUUCACUUCUCUCUGAAACUAGAAAUUAGUCUCUGUUGGCAAAAGGAAAGUGAUGGUGGGAAAGAGAAGACGGUUUUGAAAGGUUGCAGAGUGGGAGAGUAAAUGGCAUAGAGACACGGAGGCUUGAGAAAAGCUGCCUUUCCUUGGCAGGGCUAGGAAGGGAGAACUGUUGCAACACUGCUCGUUCUCCCGUUUUUAGUUGCAGAGCUUUUGAUACUGGGCUUGGCAUGUCUGGUACAGGUGGCAUCCAGAGGUCAACAUGUGGUGCACAUGUGGUACGCGAGAAUGAAGCAGAGAAAGCAAAAUUGAAAGUGAAUGUUUGCUGCUGUUGCACCAAUAAGGAUUCCAGUAUGUUCACAAUGGGAGGGAAAGUAUAUUUGGAAAACUUGAGUUAUUUCAAGCAGCACACAUCAAAUGUAAGCAUGUAGGGUAGAAGGUUUUAGGGCACUGGUUUUCCCAACCUGGUGUUGGGACUUCCAGUUUACACCUCUGGAGAACAUGAAGUCCGAUCAGGCCCUGUUCUGAGGGACAAAGAGCUCAAGGGCACGAGAGGUGAUGCAGUGGGCUCACAAGGGCUGGGGGCUUCCUUGGCAAUGGAGAGGCAGCCUGUCCCCCUCCCCCCCGAAGGCCUUUGAGGGGGCAGCACGACGGCUCCAGCAUCCCAAGAGGAAGGCCUCCCUUUGUACAUAGCCGUUUCCUCCCCACCCAGUUCUACCCGUGUCUCUGUGCGCCACAUCAUUGUAGGCCCCUCACUCUUCGGCUCUUGUGAUAACUCUUCGUUUUAACAUGUCAGCCCUCCUGUGGAUCCCACACCCCUCAAACACGCCUGUGUGAGAUUGCUGCUUUUUGCUUUUCCAAUUUGUUUUGUACAGUAAGAAACAAACCUUCUAAAAUGUCUUUCAGCUGAUGUAACUGUCCUGGUGCUGUUAACUUGUUCUUCCGUUCCAUCCCAUAAUUUAUUUUCCUUCUAACAGUCCAAGCUUCUCCACAUACGCCCUUUCUUCCAAUUUAGUUAUGUUGGGUUUUUUCAUUCAAAAUAGUCACCGCUACAGGUAACAAACGCACUGUGAAGAUUUCAGUAUUAAUAAAAGUUGUACUGUAAUUAAUGCAAAUAGUUCCUCUUCAUUCUGCCCUUCCUGGUUUAAAAAAAAAGUAGAGGUUUAUCAGUUUCUUGAACCCGCAAUUACCCAGCAAUACUCAUGUCUACAUUUUGCAACACGGCAGAUAUUCUUAGAUGCUGUUGUGUCUUGCCCGCUCUCACCUCAGCCGGGGUCUGCUUAUCUGCUUCCGAACGCUGAAGAAUGUCCUAGUAUGCCUCCUGGCCCCAUGCCCAGACAGGCUGAAGAGGAAGAAAUACCUCCAGCCCCCAGCUCUGGCUCCAUGUCCAGGCAAACGGAGCAACUAGACCCCUCCCCCUCCUCCACAGCAUGUGAACCUGAGGAAGGUCAAUUACCAACAGCUGCAGACUGGAGUGACCCUCGCGUCAGAAGACUUGAUAGGCGGAGGCAACAGAAGGAAGGGAGGGGCAGGCCUGGAUAAGUGCUGAGUCAUGGAGCCACACCCCAUGGCCUAUAUAAAGGAUCUGCUUUCUGGCAUUCUCUGAGUCAGGCAAAGUCUAAACAUAUCUUGCUGAAGUUACUUUCUGAUCUGCCUGCCUGCCCUAAGGACUUUGCUAGGACUUUGGCAGAGCUGCAGAGGCACGCCUGAUUCGGAUUUCCCUGACCCGGCCGUCAGCGGAGGAGUGGGACACGACAGAUGCCUUCAACCCCAAUCGAUACGAGAUGUUGGGUGAUCAUGGCUGUGCCUACAUUCAGAAUGGAAGCCUUCACUCCCAGCCUUGCAAUGAAGUUGCCAAAAGCAGUUGUGUGACACUGUCCAGUCUGGCUGGAGGGCAUAGAGUACAGUUUGUUGACACUCUGCAGCACAGAUCAUUUCCUCACCUGCUAUGCUGUUGCACUGGGUUGAAACUACCUUCCUUCCCUUUGUCUGGAAUAGUGUAUGGUUUCCUGUCUGAGCAGUGGGUCGGACUAGAAGACCUCCAAGGUCCCUUCCAACUGUUACUUGUUAAAUACCGUAUUUUUCUUGGUAUCAGACGCACUGGACUAUAAGACGCACCUAGAUUUUAGAGGCGGAAAACUACUACAGUGUAGUAAUAUAUUACUUAAUAAAACAUCAGUAUAGCAGAAUAAUUUUUACAACCACGUAUACUUAUUACAGCCGUGUAAAGUCAACAGUGGUAUAUUAAAAACCAUCAUCACUCAUUAACAAAUGAGGAGAGACUUUAAGGUUCAAGCACUCCUCUAAUUUUCUGGAAACCCCAAGAACUCAUCAUUGUCGCUGGUGUUAGAACUCAGUUGCUCACAAUCACUAAUACCACUUUCUUGAUUACCUUCAUAAAUGAUAUCAUCUUCAGUUCCAUCUAAGGCAUUGCUAAUGCCACAUUUUUUGAAGGACCGUGUAACAAUCCUUCAUUCAGUUCCAUGAUGUUUUCACCCAUUCACAAACUUGAGUGAUAGUGGGCUUCCUCAUUAGUCCAGUCAGAUGAUAAUUACCAGCAGCCAUCCAUUUGUUCCACUUCUCGCAUGUAGACUUUGAAUAGCUUGUUGAUGGAAACAUUAAGAGGUUGCAACUGGCUGGUAAGAUCCCCCAGGAAUUACAGCUAGAUGAGUAUUUAUUUAUUUAUUUAUUAGAUUUUUAUACCACCCUUCUCCCGAAGGACUCAGGGCGGUGCACAGCCAAGUAAAAACAACAUGCACAUAGACAAAAUUAAAAAAACAUAUUAAAAAACUGAUUAUAAAAUGGCCAAUUAAAAUUAAAACUAAAGUAAAACAAUCCUAAAACCCCACUUAAAAUUUCAUCAAGCUAGCCCUGCAGGGUGAAAUAAGAAAGUCUUGAGCUCGCGUUUAAAGGACUGGAGGUCGGGGAGUUGAUGCAACCCCGGAGGCAACUCAUUCCAUAGGGCUGG